AUGCCAUUUAUUGAUCUUCAGAGCAGACUCGGCAUUAAUUUAGACAGAUGGCUGCUGCUGCAGAGUGGCAAGCAGGUACAUCAUGAAGCUGGACGUUGCCACGCAUUUGAGAAAGAAUGGGUGGAGUGCUGCCAUGGCAUUGGAAAAAUCCGAGCAGAAAAAGAGUGCAAGGUGGAAUAUGAGGACUUUUUGGAGUGUAUGCACAGAACCAAAACACUGCAGCGUUUGAAGGCCAUCAGGGAUCAGAUGGAGAAGCUAGAGAAGGAAGGGAAAUACAAAGCUCCAGAUUUCAGUAAUGAUCAAAACACACCUUAA
Molecule: messenger RNA, 315 nt
Organism: Staurois parvus
Lineage: Eukaryota; Metazoa; Chordata; Amphibia; Anura; Ranidae
Source: the annotation of a GenBank genome assembly